GCUUGACAUUCACUGACUACGGACAUCAGUUCGCUCACAUACGCACUCUCGCUCUCCCAUUCUUGACAUCAUCAGUUUCAACAAUCACCUCCCUUUUCCUUUAUCUUUCAUACGCUUCCUUUUUUCUCUUCCUCUUGUCCUUGUUCCCUAGACAGGAUUAGACUUCCCUAUUCUUUCAGCUUGUACCAGAGAACAGUCGUUUUGCAAUCAAGCCUGGUCAUAAGCACCUGAUUCUUGACGCCACUGUGUCUUGAGUCUAUUUCCGUUGAGCUGCCUUUUAAAUCAAACCCAAGUCCUAUCAGACUAUGAAGGAUAAUCAGUUCAUUCAAAUCAUGCUUGCCGAGGAUCACGCUCCUAUUCCAAAAGCUAGCAACAGGAACAGCUUCCAUGGAGAAUCAAGCUCUAACAGCCUUUCAAGCCAACACAGCAGGACAAAUGCUCGCAAGCGCUUGACUCAGCAAUCAUUUACUACUAUCCCAGCAGCAGCAACCACAAGUUCUUCAGCAGUCCACCCGUUUUCAUUUUUAACGCGGACAGGCAGUGCUCAUCCACGACACCGGUCCAUGUCCAUUGCUUCAGGGACCUCUGGGGGCACAGCAAGCACAGCACGGCUGUUGACAACAUCUACGACUUCACCUGAGACAACUGUUUUAACUAAAGAAAAAGAAUUCAUGGCAAAUACAAGGAUCUUGGCGAUGUCGAACCUGAUAGAAUCCUUCACGUCAACUCCUCAUCCCAAGCAAGGAUUUUACGGAAAGCAGCUCAAGAUCAUUGGAUCAACUAGCUCAUCUGUCUCUGCAACUGGAGCGGAAUUAGAUAUUGCAGUAAAGAUUCACGUCAUCGAAGAUAUCUGGACAACCUGUCCAUUGCUUCCGACGUCCACUAUCCUUCACCGUUGGAAAGUUACCUAUUUAGGCACAGCUGAUCAAAAAGACAGCGAUGACUUUGGACCUCAACUCACAAAUUCCAAAGCGGAUAAAGACACAUCCUGGGUUCAGGCGACAGUAGAACGAACAGAGACAAUCUCACCCGCACCUUCACCUAUAAGUGAUCAACCAUCAAAAAAGAGACCACUUUCGAUGUCGUCCGUCUCAUCAUUGCCGGCUCGAAACGCUACGCCUCAGACACAUAUUGGAGUUCUAUCCAAUGCUUUGUGCUUUGUCGCCAACAGAUCUGGCGACUACCUUGUGCAGUUGUCCAUUCAUGUUCCAUUUGUCUUGGGUACUGGUUCCCGGAGUAUCCAUCUACCUCACAUUCCCAAGUGUAGAAGCAACUUCCUCAAGUUUCAAGUUCAGAGCCCUCAGUCUCUUAACCAGGAAAAUGGCAUCAAUGUAGAAGCUCGGGCGAAUACAGACACGGAUGUAACACACUGUGACGACGAUGAAAAUUUCAGCAACGGUUUUGAGUUUAAUGUUUAUCCAAUCUUAUCUACAUUGGAUGAAGCUCAUUUGAAUCCUGAAUCAGACGAUGAUGCUCAAUUCUGGCUCGAGGUUCAGGAGCUACUAGAAGGCAGUGGGCAGUUUGUGGAGAAACUCAUUGCAAGCGACAACGACAAAGGCUCUGCUGUCAAGAAUCAGGCGGAAGAGACACGGAAUGGGACAGAAAAUGUGACGAAGCCAGAAUUCGAAAUUGCUGGAUGCUUUGCGCCCAGCUCAUCCUUACAUGUGUCUUGGAUACCUCGUGAUGCUGUUGAUUUCGUUCAGGAAGUUGAACAAGAUAUGAUAGUGCAUAUCUCGGGCAUGCCUGACCAGACAAAGUCAUCAACACUACUGCAGGAUCGGAAGCGUAAAGAUCCAGAAGAAAGCCAUGCAACUGAUCAAGCAGAUCAAAUAGAGGAGCUGAUCGAAUAUCAACAUUUGGACUUGGAUGAUUGUGAUCUUGCCAUUUCAGCUGAGAGUACGCUGACUUUGAGCAUUCAGAAACUAGGGUGGAGACAGCCAUUCAUGGAUUUUUCAAUUGAGCUAGAGGAUAUCAAGCAUGGGUAUGCCAGUGACGUCUCGCUUCUAGACAUAGCCGGUGAUGCUGUACAGGACUGGGAAAGCCUAGUGCCCGAUUUAACGGGACAGACCGUGCCUUUAUAUCUUGAUAAUCUAGACAAAGAUUCGAGCACAGAUCAUGAUCAUCAUCCAUCACCAAUAUACCGUGUUUGGUUUUUCACCGGCACUGAAGGGACGACAACAGUUCAAAUAAGCAUCCGCGUGGGCCAAGCUGUCUGUGUGGGGUAUGGCAAAGAUAUCUUGUGCAACAUCCCCAAGAUUCAUGUGCAUGGAGCGACUUGGGACAAAGGACGCAUCCAUGUUCACGCGAGUAGCGACCUCAUGAUCCAACGGUUCAAUGCGCGUCUUCUGGAGACAUCUCAUGUUGAUGGCCAUUCUCAGCUAGAGGAGGGUCUUUCGGGAAGGCACCCGUCCAUAUUGCAUUUUCAAUACCAAUCAACUGAUUACCGACUUGCUGUUGUUGCACAACGAUAUCAAGCUGUAGCACGGAUUGCCAGGAUUGAAAGGGUUCGCGCGGAAAUUGGCAUUGGUGGACAACGACAGCCGGGUUUUGCAAGGAUUACGCUCUCCAACGUUGUCUUGCCUCAGUAUGAUGACCCAUAUCUACGUGUAUAUCAGCUUGAUGGAGCAGAGAUUUGGAACGUGUUAGUUGACGGAAAGCCCUGCGGGAAAUCGAUUAUGUAUAUGGACAGGAAGUCUGCUGGCCAGCGAACAGUGAUGAUCCCUAUCCCUGAGGAAUCCUUGAAUGGCAAUGACCUUCAUCAAAUCGAGAUAAGCUAUGGAUUUAAUACAUUUGACUGUGAUCAAGAAGAUAUGGAGGAUGAGACUUUGGGGAUCAAGUUGGUUGUGCCAGGGUUUUCCCUGCCUGUCGGGGAAUAUGUGGUUGUUGCCAGCCUUCCAAAGUUGGCUAGAGGUAUAGACUAUGAUGAGCCGUCAGGAGACUUUGAGGUCAUAUCGAAUCUCGGUAAGGUUGGCCAGCGGCGGACGAUUACUUAUGGGGCAUACAUGAUUCGAGGCCGGCCUAGACUCUCUAUUCGAACUGUGAGAGCCACAGCUGAGACAUGGAAUGUGAAUCAGAUAGAGCAUGAAGGUUUGGAGAGAGCGCAGGAUGUAGCAGGUGGGUAUGGAGAGGUAUCUGGAUCGCUGGAGCAGAUUGGAAGGGCGGCAUCGGCUGUUGUAGCGCAUGACCCUCAGCAACCGCCAUUCAAUGCAGGAGUAGUUGUAAUUCAGCAGACUAGCCAAAGACAUCCACAGCAACCACUUGAGCUUCAAAACCCACAGACAGAACAAAGGUUGGAUGGUGAGAUCCUUCCUGUGUUGAGUACAAGGACUAAUGGACUAGGCAGUGGGGUAGAAGGCGGGGCUACUACCUCGAAUCUUGCACCGCAGGUGGGAUCGCCAGCACUCAUUCGCUCGGGCUCUGGCAGCUCACAGAUGGGACUCUGGUGGUCGAAGCCGUUGUCGUUUGAGCAGGUGCCGGGGAUGAUGAGGAAAUGGUGGAAGCCAGUGAUGGCAUCGAUUGCGGCAGUGAUGUUGAUGAUUAUGAUUGCGAAUGCUGCGGCGUUCAGGGAGACUAAAUCAACGUCGCUAGAUCUGGUGGGAAUACCAGCAUGGCAGAGGCCAUUUGUGGCUAUUGGACGUCUCUGGCGAGAUUCAUCGAUGUCUCCAAACGAUCGACAGACAAACCCGUUCACGAGCAUGUGGGAAGAAUGGGGAGAACAGGGAGAGCAGAAGAAGGAUGAUUUGUAUAUGGAAACAGUUGUGACGGUGACGACUACGAAGGAGGCAGGGCCUAGAGAAACAGAGGAAGCAAUGGAGACAACAACAACACAGGAUCUAGAGAUUCGAUCUCCGCCAGAGGGGGGGCACAAAGGAGAUGGAGGCGGAUAUGAAGAGUAUGAUGGUCAGAACGGCACGAGGCCGGAUGCUAGUGGAUUGGGGAGAAUAGUACAGUUCUUGAAAAAAUUGGUGCAUGAUCUGAAGCAUUGAUUGUAAAUAUCUCCAUUUGGUCCUGAU
This is a messenger RNA of Lobosporangium transversale, 4013 nucleotides long. RefSeq lists its product as hypothetical. Bases 306 to 3986 code for a protein of 1226 amino acids. The record is from RefSeq and is a predicted model, not a curated record. The transcript is spliced from 4 exons. Lineage: Eukaryota; Fungi; Mortierellomycota; Mortierellomycetes; Mortierellales; Mortierellaceae.